AUGUUGGAAACUAACAAAACCACAGUAAAAUAUUUUAUUUUGUUGGCUUUUGCUGAUUUGAACCAAUUCCAGAAUAUUCUUGUCUUUGUUUUUCUAUUGACCUACAUUACAUGUAUCAUGGGGAAUGUUGCUAUCAUUGUUCUUGUUAGAGUAGAUCCUUCUCUUCAUACCGUAAUGUAUUUUUUUAUUAGUGUAUUCGCUAUUUUAGAAAUUGUACUUGUGACUGUCAGUGUCCCAAAACUGUUAGCCAAUCUGAUUUCAGCUAAUAAUGUUAUUUCUUUCACUGACUGCUUUACUCAAAUGUACAUUUUCCUUUCCUUGGGUGCAACUGAAUGCUAUCUUCUUGUAGUAAUGGUCUUUGACCGACACCUAGCUAUUAACAAUCCCUUACACUACCAAGCUAUAAUGACACCUACGUUUUGUAUUAAGUUGGCACUUUUACCAUGGAUCAUAGGAUUUGCUAUUAUUUUUGUCCCAGUUAUCAUCACAGUGCAUUUGGACUUCUGUGGUCCUAAUGAGAUUGACCACUUCAUCUGUGACUUGGCUCCGCUGCAGAAUUUAGCAUGUUCUGAUCCCUUUAUUAGCAACAUAUCUACAAGUGCAGUUGCUCUACUAAAUGGUGCUCUGACCUUUAUUACAAUCAUAGGAUUCUACAUCCGUAUAAUAAUGAUGGUUUCAAAGAUCAAGAGUGAGAAAGGAAAACAGAAGGCAUUUUCUACAUGUACAUCUCACCUCAUCAUAGCCACUCUAUUUUAUGGAACAGGCACCAUUGUGUAUGUAAAACCAAAAGGAAGCCAUUAUGACAAAUAUAUUGCUUUUAUGUACACAGCAUUCACACCUAUGAUUAACCCUUUUAUUUAUACCUUUAGAAAUAGGGAUGUAAAAAAGGCUUUAAAGAAUUCAAUAAACCAUCUAAUAAAUAUAGUUUCAAUGUAA
Molecule: messenger RNA, 936 nt
Organism: Pseudophryne corroboree (corroboree frog)
Lineage: Eukaryota; Metazoa; Chordata; Amphibia; Anura; Myobatrachidae
Product: olfactory receptor 6N1-like
Exons: 1
Coding region: 1-936 (311 amino acids)
Biological process (GO): G protein-coupled receptor signaling pathway
Cellular component (GO): membrane
Molecular function (GO): G protein-coupled receptor activity; olfactory receptor activity
Source: RefSeq, a predicted model, not a curated record